Molecule: messenger RNA, 1313 nt
Organism: Jaminaea rosea
Lineage: Eukaryota; Fungi; Basidiomycota; Exobasidiomycetes; Microstromatales
Product: putative NADH2 dehydrogenase 40K chain
Exons: 3
Coding region: 1-1176 (391 amino acids)
Cellular component (GO): mitochondrion
Molecular function (GO): protein-containing complex binding
Source: RefSeq, a predicted model, not a curated record
AUGGCCACCCUCCCUCUCGCCUCGGCCACACGGGCAGCCGCCUUCUGCCAUCGCAGUGGCCUUGCCUCCUCCUCCUCCGUCCCCUCUGCACGCCGCUAUGCGCACGACCUCGUCAUCAAGCGCAAGACUGGCCUCCCCAUCCAACGCGCCGGCCCCAUUGGCGGUGGACGUUCUGCUGUCUCAGGCCAUGUAGCUACCGUCUUUGGCUGCACGGGCUUCCUGGGUCGCUACCUCGUCGACAAGCUGGGACAAAAGGGUACGCAGGUCAUUGUGCCCUACAGAGAUGAGGACGAGAAGCGUCACCUCAAGCCUCUUGGUGAUCUGGGACAGAUUGUGCCCCUCGAGUGGGAUUUGAAGAAUGAUGAUCAGAUCAGGGAGUGCUUGCGACACUCGGAUGUGGUAUACAAUUUGACGGGCAGGAACUACGAGACCAAGAACUUCACCUUCAACGACGUCCACGCAACGGGCGCAGCUCGCAUCGCAGCCAUCGCAGCUGACGCCGGUGUCUCGCGCUUCAUUCACGUCUCCCACCUCAAUGCCCGCGAGGACUCGCCGUCGAAGUUCCUACGCUCAAAGGCUGAGGGGGAGAAGCUCGUCAAGCAGGCCUUUGAUGGGGCUACGAUCGUCAGGCCGGGCAGCCUCUACGGACAUGAAGACCGUUUCCUCAACCAGAUGGCUCGCUGGCCUAUCACCUGGCACGUAAACUACGGCCGCACGAAGCUGCGCCCUACACACAGCAUCGACCUGGCCCGCGCUCUCGAGCUCAUGAUGGACGCCGAAGUCACCUCGACUGGCGCAACCUUCUCGCUCGGCGGCCCCAAGACGUACACCAUCACCGAGCUUCUCACCCUCGUCGAGUCCCUCACCUUCGAAAAGACGCUCCGCCCUGGUCUCAACGUCCCACACUGGGCACUUCGCCUCGCCGCUUCGAUCACGGACAAGGCGGCAUGGUGGGGUAUGCUCAGCGCAGAUGAGGUGGACAGGAGGAUGGUCGAUGACCUUCCCGAUGAGGCGGGGACAAAGAGCUGGGCGGAUCUGGGUAUGACGCCGGAUAAGAUUGAGGAUGUGGCCAUUGUGUACCUCAGGAGGUACAGGAGCCAUUUGAGGUUUGAGCAGCCCGUAGAGACGAGCGGAACGCCGCUGAGGAAGAAUGGGAGGUACCACGUCGUCGACUAGGCGAGAUGUACGUGAGCAGAUGGGCGGCAAUGAUACACAGAUACGAUUUUGCAGGCCGUUGAGGCAGGAAAGAGCAGUAUGUGAUCAGGCUGCCCGGCAUCUUACAGCCAUGAGAUGAAUAAGACAGGCGGCAAGAG